Messenger RNA from Astrephomene gubernaculifera, 762 nucleotides. Lineage: Eukaryota; Viridiplantae; Chlorophyta; Chlorophyceae; Chlamydomonadales; Astrephomenaceae. The record is from the annotation of a GenBank genome assembly.
GUUUGGUACGGCAGCCCUGUGCCUUCGUAGCGCGACGGAGGAGGCGCUGUCGCAUGCCGCCGCCGCGGCGGCGGAGGCGGCAGCGGGUACAGCAGACGCGGGUGCUGCCGCGGCGGCGAUAGCCGCCGCCACUGACACGGCGGUAUCCAAGGCCGCAACAGCCAUGGAGGGCGGCAGAUGUGGCUCCCCACCACCCCGCAGCAGCGGCUGGGACUCGGACGGCGUCCUCAGCAACAGCCCUUCUGGCCGGGCUGAGUGGGACACGCGGCUGGCUCGCAGCCUCCAAGACAGCGAUGGUCUGGUGGAUGGGAGGCUACUCGAGCUGUGUUGCCCGGCCAUUGAGGAAGCGUCGCGAGUGCUACAACGAGCCGCUGCAGCCGCAGCGGCAGCGGAGCUACAGCUACAGCAGGCUGGUGGCGGCGGCGCGGCGGGGACACCCGGGGCCCCGGGCUCCAGGGGCGGCACCCCGGUGGCGGAGCCGCGGCCACUCAUGCCGCGCAGGAUGCCGCCAGCGGCGUUGAAGAGGCUGGGCGGAGGAGCUGGGGGCGGUGGCGGUGCGGGUAUGGCGGUAGCCAUCCCGGAGAGCGUGGCGGCGGUUCUCUCGGCUCCCGGGCCCAGCCCGCUGCAGCAGGCACUGGCGCAGGCGCUGCUGGGGCAGUACAGUACGGGGGAGCACGCCGUACCCAUGCGUGACGUGGUGUCGUACGUAACCGGUGUGCUUGCUGUCAAUGGGGCGGCAGCAACGUUGGAGCUCAUUGUGCC